AAGAAGUAGUCCUCUGUGACAAACUCAAACUCAUUCCACCAUGUGUCCAUGGCCAUGGCGACACCUCACCAUCUCCUUCUUCACCUCCGCUGCUAUAAAAUUACCCAGUUGCCUUAUUUCUCUUUAUACUCUCAUAGAGAAUUCAAUCAUCAAAUGUCUGAUACUUCUACCUUCCACAAGUUCGAUGUUUUUCUUAGCUUCAGAGGACUCGACACUCGCCGCAACUUGAUCAGUUUCCUCUACAAUGAACUGAUCCGAAGGAACAUUCGAACUUUCAAAGACGACAAGGAGUUGGAGCGUGGCCGGAGGAUUUCGCCGGAGCUGGUACGCGCCAUCCAGGAGUCGAGGUCCGCCGUCGUUGUGGUCUCCGUCAACUACGCUGCGUCUCCUUGGUGUCUCGAAGAGCUCGUCAAGAUCAUGGAGUUCGAGAAACAGGGUUCCAUCACCGUGAUGCCCAUCUUCUACGGCGUGGAUCCGUGCCAUGUGAGGAGGCAGAUCGGACUAGUCGAUGAACAGUUUAAGAAGCAUGAGGCUAGAGAAGAUCAUGAGAAAGUGCUUUCAUGGAGGCAAGCGUUGACCAAUUUGGCGAGUAUCUCCGGCGAUUGUUCAUGGAAAUGUCUCCUGAUCUCGUUUAGGGAAGAUGACUCGAAGAUGGUCGAUGAAAUUACUGACAAAAUAUCAAAAAGNUUAUUAUUUUUUUUUAAAUUUUCCGGAAGAAGUAGUCCUCUGUGA
Messenger RNA from Camelina sativa (false flax), 732 nucleotides. The record is from RefSeq and is a predicted model, not a curated record. NCBI's taxonomy places the organism in Eukaryota, Viridiplantae, Streptophyta, Magnoliopsida, Brassicales, Brassicaceae.